Molecule: messenger RNA, 644 nt
Organism: Menidia menidia (Atlantic silverside)
Lineage: Eukaryota; Metazoa; Chordata; Actinopteri; Atheriniformes; Atherinopsidae
Source: the annotation of a GenBank genome assembly
UCUUACGUCACUUCCGCAGUUGAAACAGAAAAACAAGGCUCACUUCUUCCUUCACCCUUAUGGAAGAGAAAACCUCCCAGCUAUUUGAAGAUGCACAUUCUGAGUUCAUAAAACGCAGUUUUAAACCAGCAGAGGAGCUGUAUACAAAGUUUAUCCGCUCCUGCUUACAGUCCAGGGAGUGUGAAGCUGGCAUGUUAGCCAAAGCUUAUAACGACCGCGGACAGAUAAAGUACCUGCGGGUGGAUUUUCAUGAAGCAAUAGAAGACUACACUUCCGCUAUAGAGGCUGACAGCCAAUUUGAAAUCCCUUUCUACAACAGAGGACUUAUCCACUAUAGAUUAGGUUUUUUCAAUGAUGCAAAGAGGGAUUUCCAGCAAGCUCUAAAACUCAAUCCAGAUUUUGAAGAUGCCAAAGUGAGCCUUCAACAGACACUUCUGGAUCAGCAGCAGAAGAUAAACAGGGGAUACUGACAUCUACUUAAAGUGCAAAGACGCACUCCGAAACACAAGGAGAAACGGGCUUUUUGAGGGAAUCGACCAGUGGAAUCUAUUACAUGAAUAUAAAGGGUUUGGACAAUGAAACUGAGUAGCAUCUCAUUUUAGUGUGGGGGGUUUCAUGGCUAAAUUGGACCAGUCUGGUGGCCA